GGUAAACGCAGUCUUACUCUGGCAGCAGAGCCCGAUGGAGCAGUGGCGCUGUGCGGCGUUCUCGGGGCGGUGAUCACAUAGCUAUGUCUAUGGCUCCUGAACGGUAAUAAGAUCUGUCUGGUCCUGUAACGACCAACACUAGGGGUCGCUGUGCUCCGCCAUGGAUUAAAGCCCCUCACACAUGUCUGAGGGUCUCGUGCAAAACAAACCCCCUAAGAAGCUGCGGAGAAUCCAGUCAUGGCGAGAAGAGCGGCAGUCGGCGAGACCGAGGACGAGUUCUCCUUCGUCAGCCCUGUGGUGAAGUACCUGCUCUUCUUCUUCAACAUGCUCUUCUGGGUAAUAUCUAUGGUGAUGGUGGCCAUUGGAGUCUAUGCACGGCUAAUGAAACAUGCUGAGGCUGCUAUGGCAUGUCUUGCUGUGGACCCUGCAUUACUCCUUAUUGCGGUUGGCGUUUUAAUGUUCCUCAUUACAUUUUGUGGAUGCAUUGGGUCUCUGCGGGAAAACAUCUACCUCUUACAAGCGUUUUCUAUAUGUCUGACAUUGGUGUUUCUACUCCAGCUGUCCGCGGGCAUAGUGGGAUUCGUCUUCUCUGACAAGGCUCGGGGGAAGGUCAGUGAAGUGAUCAGUAAUGCAAUUGUUCACUACAGGGAUGAUCUGGACCUACAAAAUCUCAUAGACUUUGGACAAAGAGAGUUUAAUUGUUGUGGAGGAAUAUCUUAUAAAGAUUGGUCCCAAAACAUAUACUUCAAUUGUUCAUCAGAAAACCGAAGUCGAGAACGAUGCUCUGUACCCUACUCCUGCUGCCUCUACAGUGAAGAUGAGGCUGUCGUGAAUACCAUGUGUGGGUAUGGUAUGCAGACGCUCAACUACUUAGAAGCAGGAGAAUUUAUACACACCAAUGGAUGCAUUGACAAACUGGUCAACUGGUUGCAUAGUAACCUUUUUUUGCUUGGAGGGGUUGCACUUGGUCUGGCUAUCCCACAGCUGGUUGGGAUUCUCCUUUCACAGGUUCUGAUUAACCAGAUCAGAGACCAAAUAAAACUCCAAAGAUAUAAUCUGCAGCAUCGCACAGACCCUUGGUACUGACAGAAGGGUAGGCGUUUGCGCCCAACACUACUCUGAACAGCAAGAGCGCAGCAGACAAGGAAAAAACACACAGGAACCAAAGUGGUGAUGAAGCAGAAUCCAACAGUGCAAAGAGGAAGCAGCAACCGAACAUCCGUCUGGACCACAACCAUAGUGCUGAUUGUUGGAUUUAGUUGUUACACAUUUGGAGGAAGCAUCUGUACUUGUAGAAUUACCUCAUUGGUCAGUAUUACAUUUUAAAGUCAAAGGGGGAGAUUUAUCUAAACUUGCGCAGAGGAAAAGUAGAGCAGUUGCACAUAGCAACAAAUCAGAUUCCAUCUUUCAUAUUUUUAAAAGCCCUUUUAGAAAUGAAAAAAGCUAUUGCCCAGCAUGAGCAGUGAGUGUGAGACUACUGAUAGUAGCCAACACUCACUGCUCCAAAACGAGCGCAGCUCGCUUAAGUACCAGGACACAAGGGCAUACCUGUACGCCCUUCAUCCGUAACAGGUUAAUCUAAUGCCCGUGGUGUCUAAUCUCUGUGGUCAGUGGAAACCAGGAUUUCCACUGGUGUCUAGCAGCUAGUUAUUGCUCACUACCUAUUAAAAUAACAUGGAUAAAACAACCAUAUAUAUUUCUAGAGGAAUUAUGGUUUAUGGGGGAGAUUUAUCAUUUCUUUUAGACCAUUUUUUUUGUCUAUGUUUUGGCGCAGUUCAGGCGCAAGCAGCAAAUUUUGAGACUUUUAUGCGUCUUUUGAUAUAGACAGUUUUACUCUUUUUUCCUACCCGUAGAACUUUUUCUUUUUGACCAUGCAGUGGUCACAUUUAUCAUUUGCGACUUUUGUCAAAAGUCGCUAUUUUGUGCGCAUAGGUACUUUUAUAGGUGCAAAUCUACACCACCUACCAGUAGGCGUGAGAAUAAUUUCUACCUUCCACAAUUCAACCUUUAACCCCUUGUAGACGACAGCAUCCCACUCCCCUUCUAUGACACGGGCUCAGGAGCUGAGCGCAGGUCAUAGCUGGGUGGUCCUGGUGGCUAUCUGCCACCAUGACCCAUCUCUAAUGCCAGACAUCACCGAUCACGGUGAUGCCCGGCUUUAACCCCUUAGACACCACAAUCAAAUUUGAUUGUAGCAUCUAAAAUGCAAGUAAAAAUGUCCCGGCAGCUGUGUGAAAGUAAGUAAAAACACCUAACCUGCCAAAUUCAGGACCCGGGAAAGUGUCUACUUCCCUCCCUCACAAGUGUCUAGAAAAAGUGUAUGUGGUAGAGCUUUUCCCACCCACAGCAGAGCUGCGCAAAAUUCAUCAUCCUGCGGCACCUUCUUGAUAAAUAAGAUGAACGCUAGUCAAACCCACCACUAAAAUAAACAUGUGAAAAUAGCUCUAACGUAGACAUUCUUUGAUAAAUCUGGGCCUAUCUUCUUUUUAACACCUGUCACAUAACUGUUUCCAGCACAACUUGCCUUAAAGGGGUUUUCCAAUCUUAUAAAGUGAAGACACAUUGAUAGGCUAUCACUUUAUGAUCAGUGGAGGUUUGAGUGUUUUUCUGACCGUGUAAACUGCAGCAAGGCCUAGUGACAUAGAGGUGCUAUUAGCUGAGGUAUGAGUAGUAUAGUCCUCAUACUUAGAGAUGCUAAUAUAAAAAUUCAGCUUAGAAUUUAUUUAAAAUAUUUUUUUUGGAAUGUCCCUAUUUUGAUAAUAAUAAAAAAAAAUAUCUGUGAGCAACAGCUAUACAGCAUGAGAUCCCAUCAAAUAACUCCUCAUAUCUCUGCUUCCUCGGUAUAUGAUAUGGGAAUAUUGGGGUUAAUAUCAGACACUCCUGCAAAACCUUAACUUAAAGUUCAUGGACCCCAAUGUAACAUGGACCCCACCUGCCAUCUAAUAUUUAUAGUACUGGUAUUUUCUUAUGUGGUAGAGAAGCCAUUGAGUCCCCACCAGGGCACAUUCAAAAGGACUGGGAAAUAUAAAGGAAGGACUUACACUUCUCCUUUCUAUUGGAUCCACUUCUGACUUAGGCUCAAAAACUGCAGUUAAAAAAAAAAAGCCAGAAAAAAAACCUGUGUGGAAACCUAGCCUUAUGUUUCCGCAUGAAAAUUCGGCAUGAAUUUAUAACCACUACACUUCAAUGGGAUUCCGCUGUUCCACAUUGCAGAAUUUCUUCUGCAGGAAUUCUAUUGAAGUGAAUGCACAAUUAACUUCUGCGCAAUUUACUGCUGAAUUUUCAUGCAGAAUUCUGUGCAGAAAUUCUGCUGUGUGAACAUAGCCUUAGGCUGGGUACACGGAAGAAUUUCUGCACGGAAUACUGCAUGAACAUUCUGCCUGAAUUUAUAGCCAAUUCUCUUCCAUUCAUAUAGCAGAAUUUCUGCUGCAGAAAUUCCAUUGGACAGUGUAUUGGCUAUAAAUUUAUGCAGAAUUUUCAUGCAGAAUUCAGUGCAGAAAUUGUGCCAUGUGAACGCGGCCUUUAUUGUGCAUCCACUGUUGACUGCAAUACUGACCAAUAGACUGAGCUCUUGAAAUAAGAGUUGUAGCCGUGUGUUUAGCUGAAAUGCAUUGUUAUGUCUUGACAUUUUGUAAUCUAAUGCUUCCAUGAAGCGUGUGUGACUACAAAAUAAACAUAUCAUUUCAACUAAAGGGCUUUGCUAACAAAUCUGUCCUUUUAGGUCCUGUGUAUAACAGUAAACUGUGUAUUUUUGUAUGUGUUAUAUAACAAAGUGACCUAUUUUCUUAUGCUCUCAAAGCUGUGUGUAAGUCAGUUGGAAAGGAACUGUUUAAAUGUUUGUUCUAUUUGGAUUGUAUUUAAUACUUGGAGAAGAAUGUAUUGUAAAGACAAAAUUACUGGAGGAUUAAAUAAAAUACAAUAUGAUGUAAUCACA
This is a messenger RNA of Hyla sarda, 3934 nucleotides long. It is a transcript of the gene TSPAN33, whose product is annotated as tetraspanin 33. The record is from RefSeq and is a predicted model, not a curated record. Gene Ontology annotation, cellular component: membrane. NCBI's taxonomy places the organism in Eukaryota, Metazoa, Chordata, Amphibia, Anura, Hylidae. The transcript has 8 exons. Bases 238 to 1086 code for a protein of 282 amino acids.